Patella vulgata (common limpet) is the source of this 5873-nucleotide messenger RNA. Its product is annotated as protocadherin Fat 4-like. The record is from RefSeq and is a predicted model, not a curated record. The transcript has 23 exons. Gene Ontology annotation, biological process: homophilic cell-cell adhesion. Gene Ontology annotation, molecular function: calcium ion binding. Gene Ontology annotation, cellular component: plasma membrane. NCBI's taxonomy places the organism in Eukaryota, Metazoa, Mollusca, Gastropoda, Patellidae. The coding region runs from base 106 to 5778 and encodes 1890 amino acids.
AUGUAGAUCGUUGCCGAAGGUGGCCAAAUUACAACACAAGCAGAGUUGAUAAUAGAGAUUGAAGACGUCAACGAUAAUACGCCGGAAUUUGUGUCCUCAUUAAACAUGACGGUUAUUCCCGAUUUAAAAAUUGGUUCUGUGUUGGGAAAAGUUGAGGCCAAGGACGCAGAUGAUUCAGAACCAAGUAACCAGAUAAUUUAUAUCUUACAAUAUGGUGGUAUUGACAAGAUAAACCUGAAUUCAAAGACAGGUGAAAUUAUUUUGAAGAAGAGCUUUGUUGAUGAUCCACUUCAAUCGGAAUUUAACUUGGUGAUAGAAGCAAGAGAUAUGGGGUAUCCUGCCAGGACAUCCUCGACUACUGUUCAGAUCGAAGUCCCGUUAAACCAGCCACCUGUGGUACCAGAGAGUGUGUAUUUUACGCUAGAAGAAAAUGUUGCUUUAGGAAGUAGAGUACAAUCACUAGGUGUAACAGAUCCUGACAGUACAGAUUAUCUCGAAUUUAAACUUCUAGAUAAAACAGUGCCGUUCAUGUUAGAUGACCAGGUGUUAAGAACAGUUGACGUAAUCAAUGCAGAAAGGAAUUCCCAAUACAGUUUUAAAGUACUAAUUAUAGAUGAGGGAAUUCCCAGUUUUACCGUGACGACAUUAGUUAAUAUUAACGUCACUGAUGUCAAUGAUAACAUUCCCCUAUUUAAAUCUACACAUUAUAUGGGCAAUAUCAAAGAACAUGGAUUAAACAAUAAAGUUAAAAUAAAUCCACCAAUAGUAAUCGAAGAUGCGGACAUUUCUAGUCGACCAGAAGAUUUGAGAUAUGUUUUGGUCGGUGAGCAUGAUGAUAUGUUCAGAAUAAACCCAUUGACAGCAGAGAUACAAUCAGUCACACCAGAGGAUUUAGAUUGUGAAAAGAAAUGUUUGUAUAAUUUGAAGAUUAAAGUGGCAGAUGAGAAGGGUAUAGGAUUAAGUUCCACAGUACCUUUAACCAUAACUAUAGAAGAUGUCAACGAUCAGGCUCCUACUUUCGAUUUCAUUUAUUCAGUUCAUCUGAACAUAUCAACUCUACCUGGGUGGCAAGUUGUUACUUUGAGAGCCACGGAUAAAGAUUUUAUAUAUCCCAAUAAUCAUAUAAUAUAUUUAUUAGAAGAUGGAUUUGGGAAGUUCAGCAUUGAUUCUAAAACAGGUGAAAUAUGGUUGACCCAUUCGCUAAUGGACGGUGAAGUACAGGAUAAAUAUGAGCUGAAGGUGUCCGCAAUAGACUCGGGAAUACCAACCCAGACUGGUAUCACAACAGUAACAGUUAACGUCAUUAGAAAUCAUCCACCUUCCGUUAAUCCCGUCUACAACUUUUUGGUCAAGGAAGAUCAUCCAGUGAGAAGUUUUGUUGGAGUGAUAGAAGCAAAAGAUCCAGAAGGAUUAGAUAAUAUACAAUUUCGUAUCAACGAAACCGAAAUGCCGUUUUACAUCGGUCCAGAAUCCGGAGAACUCUUCUCAACUGCUGCAUUAGACAGAGAAAAAGAUGCGAUGUUCACGUUUAAUGUUUACGUCAUCGAUUCGGGCGUACCAGCAUAUACAGUGACGUCAGCAAUAACUGUAUACAUUGAAGAUGUGAAUGAUAACCCUCCCACAUUUAAAGAUGGCGAUUAUACUGUUUAUUUGCCGGAAAAUGAAGUCAUACAAGAAUUGAAAUUUAAACCGAAUGUGUCUGACAAUGACGCCACACCAAUAAAUCAACAAAUCAAGUUCUUUCUGGAAGAUCCUAGUCAAUUAUUUCACGUGGAUGAAUUAACAGGACAAAUAGAGACCAAGUACCCAAUGACGUUUGACUGUGAAAAGCAGCAUACGUACAAUAUUACCUUAAUUGCACAAGAUGGCGGUGGAUUGAAAUCGAGUAAACAAGUCAAUAUUCAUAUCAUGGAUAAAAAUGACGUAAGACCAAUAACCCGGAAAGAGUUUAAUUUUACGGUCCACCCUUCCAGACCUCGGGGUGCUGUUGUAGGUCGAGUAACAGCUGAAGACUUGGAUUAUACGGAAGAAAAUCAGCAGUUGACAUAUAUUCUCAAAAAUGGUGGUCUAGGGAAAUUCACCGUGGAUGAUGGGUCGGGUAUCAUAACAUUAUCAGACUCCAUGCUGGCUCAUCCAUACAAGGACGCUUACCAGCUUUUAAUCGAGAUCAAAGAUUCUGGAAAGCCUCGAUUAUCCACAGAAACACUUGUUAACAUUAUUGUACCUGUGGAUUCGUCUCCUAGAGUACCAGCUGUGAUUCACAUCCAGAUAGAAGAGAAUGUUGUCCCUCCGAUAGUGGUUGGAAAAAUAUCGAAUAAGGAACCGAUUUCGAAGGACGGGUCUGUAAAACCACUCCAUUUUCUUAUGUCGAAUACUACAGCACCCUUUGUCAUUGAUGAAAAGUCUGGAGACAUCACGUUAGUUCGAAGACUGGAUAGCGAGACUAUAGACCAGUAUACAUUUGCAGUAGACGUGGUUAAAUACGGUUAUCCAAAUUAUACUGUCACCUCUCAAAUUAUCGUAGAAGUUGUAGACGUUAAUGACAAUUAUCCAGUCUUUAGCUCACCAUCAGGUUAUAUUGGACAUAUUGAUGAAGAUUUGUUAUCCAGACCACCAUCUACAAAAGUUAAAUUGAAUGAAGGUAUAUUUGUCAGUGAUGAUGACGCCACACUAGAUAAUCGUGAGAUUAGAUUAAGAUUAAUAGGUAGUGUAUUAUUUGAUGUUGAUGAUAUGAAGACUGGUGUAACUGUAAUUAAGCCUGGCUUCCUCGAUGCUGAAGAUGCUUCUGUCUUUCAUCUGCUGUUAGAAGCUAGAGAUAUGAAUGGACAAGGUUUGAUAACAACUACUAAUGUUACUAUUUAUAUCGAUGACGUCAAUGAUAAUCCUCCAGUAUUUGAAGAAAUAAGUGAUGACAUAAGUAUAUCCUACCUGACGUCACGUGGUACCAAAAUAGGAAAUGUUACCGCUACAGAUAGCGAUGUUACUCAACAAAAUAGUCAAAUUACGUACUGGUUAAUUGACGGUGGUUAUGCAAAAUUUGAUAUACAACCUGAGACUGGUGAUGUGAUCGUAGCUGAUGAUUUGUCACGUGAUCCAUGUUUAGAAAUGUAUUCCCUGUCAGUAUUGGCUGUUGAUAACGGGUUUCCUCGAUUAUCGUCCAAUAUAACGGUGAAUAUAACAGUCUCGAUCAACAAGCCACCCGUCCUUGAACCAAUAAUAAAUGUCACUGUACUGGAAAAUGAAAACACAUCAACCAAUGUAGCCCAGAUUAACAUAGAAGAUCCCGACUUUGAUAUAAAUAAACAUGAGUCGAUAGAGUUUUACCUGGAUGAUAUUGACGCACCAUUUGAGUUGGAUAAAUACAGUGGUAUGUUGCGAACAAAUGGACCAAUAGAUAGAGAGAUGACAGAUCAUAUGUCAUUCAUGGUGCGUGUUGUCAAUGAUGGUGCGCCACCUUAUACAGCUUCUACCAUGGUAACGGUUUCUAUUAAUGACACGAACGAUAACCCACCCAUCUUUUCUUCACCAACUGGUUACCUAGUGCACAUCCCGGAAGAUAUAGGCAAUAACGAGGAGGACAACCUCGUAGAAUUGAACCAGGAGUUUCGCGUCACAGAUGAAGAUAAAACAGAAGAUAAUAGAAAUAUUGUAAUAAAAUUAAUUGGAGAUGGUUCGGAGAAAUUUGAAUUUGAUCAAGAGACUGGAAAGCUCAGAAUAUUGAUGCCUGAAGACUUCGACUGUGAGACAAAAUGUCGAUAUGAAUUUAAGGUAAUAGCCACAGACCAGAACGGAGAAGGUUUAUCUACAUCAACCAAUUUAACAGUUCAGCUAUUGGACGUUAAUGAUCACAGACCAAUAUUCCGGCAGCAGAAUUAUACAUUUAUCAUCAACCCAUCAACACCCCAUGGUUUUAUUGGGGGAGUGUCAGCUGAUGACGAAGAUGCCACGAAUCAAAAUAACCAGAUCACAUAUCUACAUAAAUCUGGGGGGUUUGGUAAAUUUUAUGUAGAUCCAAAUACAGGUGAAAUUCACGUCGUCGAUUCUUUGAUCCGAGAACCAAACUUAGACCAAUAUCAACUGGUGAUCAUAGCUCAAGAUAAUGGCGUCCCACGUCUCUCGUCAACAACAAACAUUACAAUCGACGUUCCGGUAAAUCACCCUCCAGUAGUUGAUAUUUAUCGACAUGAUAUAGAGGUACCAGAAGACGUCCCUAGAGGCCACAGACUAAUCAAGAUAACUGCUAAAGAUAAAGACAUACGUCAGACAUUGACUUAUGUAUUGAAAGAGAAACGAGGGCCUUUCUCCGUCAACCCAGUAACAGGUUGGCUGCAAGUCAAAAGAGCUCUUGAUAGAGAGAGCCAUCAGACCUAUAAACUGCACGUGCUUGUUAAAGAUGGAGGAGAACCGGAACUGACUGCAAGUUGUGAAAUCAGAGUUACCGUUCUUGAUGUUAAUGAUAACGAUCCUAUAUAUGAAGGUGGAGAUAUAUAUCAAGGUUUUGUAGAAGAAAAUAUUAAAGAUAACAAGAAACCCCAGAUUGUUCGUUUGGAGCGGAAUAUUAGUGUCAGUGACCAUGAUGCCACUUUCAUAAACAACAAAGUCAAGCUAUAUCUACACGGUUUGGGUAGCAACCUGUUUAAAUUGGACUCUAAAACUGGUCAAAUAGUAACAGCUAAAACAGCUAACAUUGACAGAGAAAUUCACGACUUCUUUCAUUUUAAAAUAGCUGCAGUUGACAGUGGUACUCCGGCCAGAACAUCAACAGCUACGGUGUUUAUAUCAGUUGUUGAUGUCAAUGACAACCAUCCCGUCUUCUUGUCUUCAACCAUCACCUUUACUGUACCGGAAGAGAUAGAACCAGGUGGUGUGAUAGGUCGAGUAAUGGCGGUUGAUAAAGACGCUACGCAACCUAAUAAUCUACUCCUAUAUCUACUUGAAGAUGAGCCGAGUGGCAAGUUUAAGGUUGAUAUAAAUACAGGCACUAUUUCUGUAUCUGAGGGAUUUUUCGCAUCACCAAGAAAAUCUAUAUAUAGAUUUAACGUGACUGCUCGCGACCUGGGAUUCCCUGCAGGUAUUACGUCAUCCGAGGUUACUGUUCGAGUUCCGGGAGUGGAUUACAAACUUCAGUCGACUACACAGGAAGUGCCGCCAACCCAGACAGUGAUGGUGUUAAAGGAAGAAGUUCCAAAUGGUACCGUCAUUGGUCGACUUGAUUCUGAAAUAAAUCACCAGAUUAAUAAUAUUCAACUAGAUCCUGCCAACAAAGACCCAGUCCCAUUUACUGUGAAUCGGGACGGAACAGUCGUAACCAGUGGUAGAAUAGACCGUGAGACUGGACAACCUUUCUACAAGUUCAAAGUUCUAACUGUUUAUAACUGUACUCCCCAAAUCAACACAACUCGUGACGUCACAGCAAUAGUUGAUGAUGUGAACGACAAUCCGCCGUCAUUUCCUUUAGAUGAAUAUACCCAUACCGUGUCACGUGAAUUUCCUAAAGAUAGUGUAGUGGCGACACCUGUAGCAUUUGAUGAACUUGACGAAAAGCCGUCUGCUUACAGUUAUUCUCUAUCCGGUCCUACAAUGGAGUGUUUUGCCAUCAACAAAACUAGCGGCGUUGUCACGACAACAGAUCAGAUACAAAACCUGACUGCGCCUCAGAUUCUAUCGUACACCGUCACUGCACGUGAUAUCCAUAAUCCUGUACUAUUUGCUAGAACGAGGCUAAGAAUUCACGUAAUACCCAAUAAUAGUUCCAAUAAUAUCAAUAAUUCUUGUUGAAAUCAAUGUAUAUUCAUGUAGUAAAUAUUUGUUAAAUUAGUAUAUAACGCACACUGUAUCUAUUACGUAAUAAAAACGUCAACCAUGUUAUAUAA